AAAAAACUAAAUGUCAAAAAACAAAUUUGACAUUGACAUGACGAUUUCUGUUUUCUGUCUUUUUGAGUUCUCUCCGCAACUUUUGCAAUCAUGGCGGUGAACAACAUUUCUAAAAAGCGAAAAUUCGUCGGCGACGGAGUUUUCAAGGCUGAAUUGAAUGAGUUCCUUACUAGGGAACUCGCCGAAGAUGGAUACUCGGGUGUGGAAGUACGUGUUACCCCAACCAAGUCCGAAAUCAUCAUCAUGGCAACUAGGACACAGAGUGUAUUGGGAGAGAAAGGCCGUAGGAUCCGUGAAUUGACCUCUGUAGUUCAAAAGAGGUUCAAUAUCCCAGAGAACUCUGUUGACUUGUAUGCUGAGAAGGUCGCUACCAGGGGUCUUUGUGCUAUCGCUCAAGCUGAAUCACUCAGAUACAAACUUAUUGGAGGUCUGGCUGUCCGUCGUGCAUGCUAUGGUGUGCUCAGAUUCAUCAUGGAGUCUGGUGCCCGUGGUUGUGAAGUGGUUGUCUCUGGCAAGCUCCGAGGUCAGCGUGCCAAGUCCAUGAAGUUUGUUGAUGGACUUAUGAUCCACUCUGGUGACCCAUGCAAUGACUAUGUCAACACUGCUACCCGACACGUCUUGCUCAGACAGGGUGUACUUGGUAUUAAGGUCAAGAUCAUGUUGCCAUGGGACCAACAGGGCAAGAACGGCCCCAAGAAGCCACAACCUGACCACAUCCUGGUGACUGAACCCAAAGACGAGCCCGUGCCCCUGGAGCCUACGUCCGACGUGCGCUCUAUCGCGCCAGUCCCCAUUCCACAGGCCGUGCCCGCUGUCGCCUAGGCUAAGUCAAUAAACUUUAAAAUCUA
Molecule: messenger RNA, 848 nt
Organism: Aricia agestis (brown argus)
Lineage: Eukaryota; Metazoa; Arthropoda; Insecta; Lepidoptera; Lycaenidae
Gene: RpS3
Product: 40S ribosomal protein S3
Exons: 4
Coding region: 91-822 (243 amino acids)
Biological process (GO): positive regulation of apoptotic signaling pathway; translation
Cellular component (GO): cytosolic small ribosomal subunit; nucleus
Molecular function (GO): structural constituent of ribosome; RNA binding
Source: RefSeq, a predicted model, not a curated record